Messenger RNA from Brienomyrus brachyistius, 3328 nucleotides. Its product is annotated as eukaryotic translation initiation factor 5A-1. The record is from RefSeq and is a predicted model, not a curated record. Gene Ontology annotation, biological process: positive regulation of translational elongation; positive regulation of translational termination. The coding region runs from base 370 to 837 and encodes 155 amino acids. Gene Ontology annotation, molecular function: ribosome binding; RNA binding; translation elongation factor activity. Lineage: Eukaryota; Metazoa; Chordata; Actinopteri; Osteoglossiformes; Mormyridae. The transcript has 6 exons.
GAGGGAACUGUCUGGGUUCAUUGCGUGGUUCCUCGGAUGACUCUGGUGAGGGUGUGAGUUUAAGGGAGAGAGUGUGAGGGACGUGGUGGGGUUCAGAUUCACACUGAGGACUGCGGCCGCCUUGAGUGUGUGAUCGCCCGGACCGAAGCGCCGCGAAACACGGCAGGGGGACGGGGGAAGGAGACCAGAAAGCCGACGUCUGGGAAUGAAAGAGGGAUCAAGGCAGAGGUAAAGGAGGAAAAGGCACCAGAAUCGCAACGGCAGAAGCAAAACAGGGGACACGGGCUGAAAUAGUUACUUUGGACUAAGGGCCAGAAGUAUCCCGACUCAAAACAUUCAGAUAAAAAAGGCUCCGGAAGUCGUGCUGGAAUGGCGGAUGCAGAUUUGGACUUCCAGACCGGGGACGCCGGUGCGUCCGCCACCUUUCCCAUGCAGUGCUCCGCCCUGCGCAAGAACGGCUUCGUGGUGCUGAAAGGGCGGCCUUGCAAGAUCGUGGAGAUGUCCACCUCCAAAACCGGCAAGCAUGGCCAUGCCAAGGUCCACAUGGUGGGCAUAGAUAUUUUCUCUGGGAAGAAGUAUGAAGAUAUCUGUCCCUCCACUCAUAACAUGGAUGUGCCCAAUAUCAAGAGGAUGGACUAUCAGCUGAUUGGCAUACAAGAUGGCUACCUGUCUCUGCUUCAAGACAGUGGUGAGGUGCGGGAGGACCUUAAGAUGCCAGAGGGAGACCUGGGCAAGGAGAUAGAGAGCAGGUUUGACGCUGGAGAAGAGAUCCUGAUCACUGUUUUGUCUGCUAUGAACGAGGAGUCAGCGGUUGCGAUCAAAGCCAUGGCCAAAUAAAUCGAUGCAGGCUUGACCAGCUGUACUGAGUCUGUCAAAGAAGAGAAAAUGACCUCAGCAUCGCCGUACCCCCCCCCCCCCCCUUCAUUCUGGCUCUGUUAAUUUAUUUAUUUUUAUUUAUCCAUACCACACUCCCACCCCCCGAAAUCCAAGCCUUUUGGGUGAAAUUAAGAAAAAAUGUAAUAAUUGGAACAAAAAAAAUCUUCCCAUAUAGGGGGAAAUGAAACAUCGGAGAGGUUUGUAUUCUCAUACAUACUAAGUGCCCGCUGGGGCUUGGCGGUGCAGGAAUUUGGUGGGGGGGGGCGGUUUUGUACCUCUACAAAAGCAAAAUCACGGAAAUUUAAGGGCUUCUGCAUGUAACACAGUUCUGCCUCUGUUCUGGUUCUCCGACGCGUUCCGAGUUUCUCUUGUAAGUAGGAUUCGUCUUCCUACUGGCUGUCAAACUAUUUGUCAGGCUAGAUCUCUCUUAGUUCACAGGAAACAUUUGAUGGUUUAUUCAGUGCCAGUUUCACAAGCGGAAUUAAAUAGACAAGACUUGUAAUAUGAUUUUCAUCUGCGGCCAUAGUUUUAGUAAAGUCCUUUGUGCGUGUCCAUGCAGAUUACGUAAGGCUGUACAUCAACCUCAGUGUGACAUCACAGCGCCGCCGAAAGCAACCAAUAGGAACGUAUUUCUUGUCUCUAAGUUUAUUCCCCACCUGCUGUGAGAUUUCAUCCUGGCUAUGCCGAACGUCAUUUUUUUACACUCACUUUUACUCUGAUUCUAACAAAGACCUCAGACCCCAAUCAGACUGAUCCUGUUAGAAGUCUGGUUGCUUAUGUAACCCUAACCUCCUCUGCCUGUGUUGCUCCUCUCUGGAAAACCCUGUUAAAGACUCUUUGAUCCACUAAUGAGGAAAAACACAGGGUUCUUUAAACAUCAUUGCAUUUGAUUUGCUGAAUACCCUUACAAACGCAAUUUGUUAAAGCUUUUAUUAUAAUUUUUUUUUUUUUUGUAACUCUGAAACUUUGGCUGUCCAGCCGAAAGGCUCCUUAGAAUCUCUCCUUUGUUAAUCCCCAAACAAAAAAACGCUGCUCUAAAAGAAUGUCAUUAUUUGGGAUUAAUUGUCGAGGUUAGAGUUUUAGUCUUGCUGUGGUGUUGAUGCCAUCUCCUUUCUUUGUUUUCCAUGGGCUUCGCAAGUGACUCUGUGGAAGUUUGAGCUUUUAAAGUCCUCAGGAGGAUAGAAUUCAUGGCCAUGGUAGCACUCGUUAUGGCAGAAGGGAGGAAAGGAUGAGAGAGGAAGCUCACUCAAGCGUGAGCCGCUUAGCUGCGAUGUGCUGCUUGGCGCUCGCUUGUGCCUGUUCGUCUUAAUCACAUUGUGAUGGUUCUGCCCCGGUCACGCCCCUCAGCAUCCACAUAGCGCAGGCUACCUGCUACAUGCUAAAGCCCUGAGCUUCACCUAAUCCCACGUAGCUUCGGCGGUUUCCAUGGCAGACUGCGAACAAAGCAGUCACAUCCCCUUGAAAAUGAUACAAUCUGCCAUCUCCUUAUCCGUGUGGGUCUGCCAGUUUACUGGCUACUGCCCAGUGAUUGUGGGAAUACAUUUUUGGCAUUUGACUGGGUUAAGGAAAGUCACUCUGGAGCACUGACAACACACAUGUAAGCAGUCACUCUAAUCCAAAACGAUUAAAUUCCACAAAUGUUAAGUCGCUAUUUAUUUUAUACACACAGACACACACACACACAAAUAAAGAUUUAAGAACCACUCCUGCCUGUAUAUUUAGCUUGAUGGAAAGAAUAAAAAGUAAAUGAAGGGAAUUGAGAUUUCUAAUGUACGUAAAGUCAGCGUGAACAUCGAAGUGGGUGAUGUUGGGCUUUUCAUUUGACUCCGAUUUUGGUACAAGCAGCUCUCAUAUUGUGAUGUCCAUGAACUGGAUAAAUCACUCUGGAAUCGCUUGAUCCAAAGUUGAGAUGAAGGCCUUUCAAACGGUGUAUUUGCCAGCACCGUUUCCGAAGUGAGCCAAAUCUUCGGAUUUUACGGGGAAGCAUCAGAGUGCUGUCAUUUUCGGGAAGAGAGGAAGAGCUGCAGUCAGGUUCCUUAAGCUGAAACGGUUCAGAAAUGAGUGUUGGGUUUUCAUCAUUCUUACCAUCUGAAGACGUCUGGCAUCACGAAAGGAAACAAAAAAUACGAUCUAAUAGUAAAUAAAUUAUCCAGAAACCUGUAAGUAUGUAACUUUUCACAAAUGUUUUACCCUGUUAAUCGGUUUGUAUGUUUUUUCUAAUGAUUGCUGUAUGUAGAGUUAUGACUAUUAUCGUAUUAUUUACAAACGAAGAUAAAUAAGACCCCGGUAGAGACGCACAAGGAUCGAAGCCACAUGUUAAGAAUGAGAAACUUUCUCAUUGUAAGAAAAGAGGUGUUUGUGCUCCAGUUCUCCAGCUGUAAUGACUCUGUAUAGAUGCACCUGUGCACCAGAACGCUAUUAAAACUCUUAUUCCCUGUGAAACAAGUGAGAA